Molecule: messenger RNA, 3108 nt
Organism: Zalophus californianus (California sea lion)
Lineage: Eukaryota; Metazoa; Chordata; Mammalia; Carnivora; Otariidae
Gene: ISM2
Product: isthmin 2
Source: RefSeq, a predicted model, not a curated record
AUGCGUUGUUUUCCAGUGAAGACAAGGAACAGCACUGCAGAGGAGCUGGAGGAGCCUUGUGGGGGUGACUUCCUGGCCUCCCUCCCCGAGCAAACCUACCUCGAGGUACAAGCCCAAGAGCUGAGGGCUCCCGCGCGGGGUGCGGCGCGUCCCCCGCCCGCCGGACCUCGGCGGUCCGAGUGUCCCUGCGCCGUCGGCGCGCCCGCCGGCAGGGCGACCCGCGGGAGCGGCAGCGCGGGGCUGGAGCGAGCCGGCCUCUGCGACGUCCCCCGGCCAGGAAUUCGCUUGCGGCUACGACGGCGACAGCGGCGGGGACACAGGGCGGGGAGGCGGCCAGAUCAAAGGGAGCCGCCCGCCCGGCCGAGACUGUCUGGGCGCGCCGAGGAGCCGCCCCUCCGGGAAGCGCGGAGGACGUCCCGGGCGCUGACCCGAGAAAGGCGCGGCGCCCCCCGCCCCGCGCGCCCCCGCGGCCGCCUGUCUCCCCCCCCCCACCCCCGCCUCCCGCGCCGAGCCCCGCGCGCUCCCGGCCCUGGAGGAGGCGAGGCCGGGCGCGAAGGGACGCGCGGGAGCCGCUCGGGAGGCGCGGCGCGGAGCAGCGCCGGGAGGGAGACGAUGGCUCGACUGCCCGGCAGCGCGGGGCUCCUCCUCGGCGUGGUGCUGCUGGCGGCGCUGCUGGCCGCGAACCGGGCGCUCCCCCUGAGGAAGCCGCGGCCCCGGAGCCCCGCGAGGCUGGCGGAGGUGAGCGGCGGGGCCGGGGCGCGAGCGGCGACCUCCGAGGGCGGGCGCGGGGCGGGGGCCAGCCCCAUCAUGCCUCAUGUGGACACCAUCUGUCCAAACAGUCUGUGGACAUGGCCUCACUCACCCUCUGAGGUGGUAAAGCAGGUAUCAGCCUUCCCAGAUCCCGGCUCUCCUAGGGAAGAAGAGGGGAACCCACUGCUCCGCAGAACCCUUCAGGCAGGGCCAUGCCGUCAUAGGUGCCGGGCUCUCAGUGAGCCAGCAGCCUUGAGCCCAGACAGGGCGGCCCCUCCCAGGACCCUGGAGGACACUCCCUUGCUGCUUGAGCUGCAGAAGCUGCCAGGAUUGGCCAACACAGACUUGAGUGCCCCAAACCCCAAUAUCCAGGUGACCGUUGAGGUGGUGGAGGAGCCCCAGGCCGAGGUGGAGAUGGACCUACCGGCCGAGCCCAGCCGCUGCUGGCCCCAGGGUGCCUCAAGCUGGCUGCCCGCCAAGGAGCUCUUCUGGCCCCUAUUCUGUGGCCACCUGGAGGGCGAGGAGGGGAGGACUGAUCUCAAGGGCAGAGCCCCAGGGGACGAAGAGGAGGAGGAGGGUUACCCUGCAGAGCACGGUGAGAGCAAGGCCCAGGAGGACAGCGAUGAGGAGGGGGAGCCCGGGCUCAGUGCAGACAGCUGGGAGCAGGGCUGGCUGGCCCCCGGGGACUGGGCCUUCAAGGAGACAGACGGCUAUGCUGAGCGCUCCCAUCUUGACUAUGAGCUUCCAGAGGAGUGGAGCCCCUGGUCUCCCUGUGGUGGGAGCUGCAGCAGCGGCAGCCAGAGGAGGACUCGGCCCUGCGGCUCCACCUGCACGGCCACCAAGUCCCGAGCCUGCGACCUGCCCCCUUGUCCUGGCACCGAGGACAAGGACCCCUUGGGCUUCCCCAGUGAGCAGUGGCAGCCCCUGGCCCACAAUGCUACGCACAUGCUCGGUCCAGAUGUGGACAGCUGUGAGGAGUGGCUGAAUUGCAAGAGUGACUUCCUGGCCAAGUACCUGAGUCACGUGCUGCAGGACCUGCCUGGCUGCCCCUGCAUGUACCCACUGGAGGCCCGUGUCCAGCGCCCCGUGAGCCUGCAGGAUGAGCCCCGGGGCCGCAGCUUCCGCUGGGGGGAUGCGAGUGGCCCGCGGGAGCGCCUGGCCCUGUAGCAGCCCUUGGCGCCCUUCUGCUUGCGCUCCCCGCCGUCGGUGGCCAGCCGCGCCCUGGCCGCCCAGCACCUCCGCUACGGCGCGGGCAGCCAGCUGCUGACCUGGGGCAAGGGCGCCGGCGCUCCCGACCUUGUCAGCACCCACUUCUUGCCCGAGCUGCCCUUCAGGGUGGCCACGCUGCCCUGGAUCCUCUGCAAGGGGGACUGGAGCCGCUACCAUGCCGCGCGGCCCCCAGACAACGGCCGGGCCUGCGCCGACAACCCUCCUGAGGACGAAUACCUGGCCCAGUUGCAGGAGGCUAAGGAGUACUAACGGGUGUGUGGGGGGGGCCCCGCUGUGCCCGAGAACCCGCCCGCCCUGCAGACCCCUCGCCCUGCCUCUGCCCAGACCCGGUGAUGCCGGCCUGCUGCCACCGGCCCUCCGCCUGUGAACCCCAGGCAGAUUCUGUCUGAUGAAGAACUGGGAGCCUCAGCAGAGGUAUAGGGAGCCCUGCUUGCAGCCCAACCCAAGCCGCCCAUGCUUGUGUUUGCGACUCCUUCACCCAGCUGGGCGGGCGGGGCUCCUGGAGUGCAGAGGUUGGAUGUAGAUGGGAUCCAACGCAGAGUUGCCCAGAGGACUAUACCUGUAAGAUGACGGAAGUGGACCUGUACCCUUACCAGACACUGCACUGUCCCUCCUGGCACUUGGGGAAGAACAGAGACACAUCGGAAAGUAGGAUGAGACAAGAUGUGUCCCAAGCCACCACCUGGAGAUGCUCAGAGAGCUAAUGUUUCCAUAACCAUCACACCUAGAGGGAAGACACUUGGGCUCUGGAGUCCAGCCGUUCUUAGGGGACGUUUGCCAGAUGCCACCAAGUGCCGGUGCUUCUCUAUGUGUCCUCUCUAAUGAUCUGAUAAGGUGUUGGUGAUCUCUGCUUCAGAUUUUUUUCAAGAACUCUUAUCGAAUUGGUUAGACUCUCCAGCCAGGAGGAGUUCCGAGGCCACACAGAGAGGAGAGCCCAGGAUGCCACCUCCGCCAGCAGUAAGGUUUCUUGGCACGGCUUGCCCCGGAGCACCCCCCAGCCCAUCUUCCGUCCGUGAGGGGGGGCAGCAGCUUUGCACCAGCCUGCAGUGCGCAGGAAUGCUGGUGAGAAGCUGGUUUCCCUCACGCCUCUACCCUCGGCCAGAAUGUAAACAAAACCUGGGGUUUGUU